AUGUUUCCAACUUUACAAGUGAAAAUUUAUGGAAUGGAUCCGACGGCAACUUAUUUACUCAUGGUUGAUUUUAUUCCAUUAGAUGACAAACGUUAUCGUUAUGCAUUUUAUAGUUCAAGCUGGGUAGUUGCGGGCAAAGCCGAUCCACACUGUCCAGGUCGCUUUCAUGUUCAUCCCGAUUCACCUCAGACAGGUUCGGCCUGGAUGAAAAAUGUUGUGUCAUUCGAUAAAUUAAAACUAACAAACAAUCUUCUCGACGAAAAUGGACAUAUUAUUUUGAAUUCCAUGCAUCGUUAUCAACCGCGAGUUCACUGCGUUUACUCUCCAUCGUCGAAAAAUGAUGAAUUACUCGUUCAACAAACUCAAGCAUUUCGAACGUUUACAUUUCCGGAAACGAAAUUUAUCGGUGUGACUGCCUAUCAAAACCAUCGAAUUACUCAAUUGAAGAUUGCUUCAAAUCCAUUUGCGAAAGGCUUUCGUGAUUGUGAUCCCGAAGAUUGUGUUGCCGAAGUUUUAAAUCAUUUGAAUUCGAACCAGCGAUUGCUUCGUUCACAUCCAAAAUCGAGCAACAACUCAUCUUCAUCCUCAUCCUCAUCAUCAACAUCAAUAAAUCCUCCACUACCAGCAAUUACAUCUCAACCAUCAUCGAACGUAUUCAAUACAGCUGCUGCAGCGAUCACCUCACGUUUCAUCUCCGAUCCUCAAGAUCCAACUGUUAACUUUAUUCCUCCUUCCGCCUAUUCAUUAGUCAAUCCCGACUUGGCGAGUUACGCUGCUGACGCAUUUGUCUACUCUCAAUUGUCUGACUUGAACUAUCGAUCGAUGAAUGAGCCAACUUCAUCAUCGAAUAAUCAUCAUCCGACACGAAUGAGUCCAUAUGCACGGCAAACGUUUUAUCCAAUGUACACUCAACGUGAUAUUCAUUCACCGUCUCGUACAACCGCUGAUUAUGCUUAG
Messenger RNA from Adineta ricciae, 957 nucleotides. Lineage: Eukaryota; Metazoa; Rotifera; Eurotatoria; Adinetida; Adinetidae. The record is from the annotation of a GenBank genome assembly.